Camelina sativa (false flax) is the source of this 1596-nucleotide messenger RNA. The record is from RefSeq and is a predicted model, not a curated record. Lineage: Eukaryota; Viridiplantae; Streptophyta; Magnoliopsida; Brassicales; Brassicaceae.
UUUUAUCACCUAAAACUACAAUUGUCUUCUCUGUUCUUACAUGGUAUCAGAGCCAUUCUAAGCUCUAACAGGCGUUUUAAUGGCAAACUCAUACCCGUUCCCAGAUAAUGUUCAUGUUUCUAGUUCUUUCACCUUGAAGCUCAAUGACAGCAACUACUUGCUGUGGAAGACUCAAUUUGAGUCUCUCCUCUCGAGUCACAAGCUCAUAGGAUUUGUCAAUGGAGCAGUGUCUGCUCCAACUAAGACCCGUCAAGUUGUCCAAGACGGUGUCUCCAGUGAAAUCACCAACUCACAGUACGAGUUUUGGUUUUGUACCGAUCAGCUUGUCCAGUCAUGGCUGUUCGGAACUCUCUCUGAAGAAGUGUUAGGUCAUGUCCACAACAUCUCUACGGCUCGUGAUAUUUGGCUUGCUCUUGCAAAGAACUUCAACAAAAGCAGUGUUGCCAGAGAGUUCUCUCUCCGACGCAGUCUUCAGCUUCUGUCAAAGAAGGAAAAGUCUCUCUCCACUUAUUGUCAUGAAUUCAAGACCAUUUGCGACUCUCUCAGUUCUAUCAGAAAACCAGUCGAUGAAUCUAUGAAGAUCUUCGGCUUCUUGAAUGGCUUGGGCAGAGAAUACGACCCCAUAGCGACUGUCAUCCAGAGCUCCUUGAGCAAGCUUCCAUCUCCCACGUUCAACGAUGUUGUGUCCGAGGUCCAAGGGUUUAAUAGCAAACUACAGUCCUAUGAUGAAUCCUCGUAUGUUACUCCUCAUCUUGCCUUCAUGACUGGCAAGACAAAACCGUGUGCUCCGCAGUUCCAGCCAAUUCAGAAAGGACGUGAUGGUCGCUUUGGACAAAACAGAGGCAGAGGCGGCUACAACACUCGCGGCAGAGGCUUCUCCCAGCAUCAGUCUGUCUCCCCAUCUCAAGGACAUAGACCAACUUGUCAAAUCUGUGGCCGUAUUGGUCACACGACCAUCAAAUGUUACAAUCGUUUUGAUAACAACUAUCAAACUGAAGUUCCUGUUCAAGCCUUCGCCUCUCUUCAGGUCUCUGAUGACAGUGGCAGAGAAUGGCAUCCGAACUCUGCUGCUACGGCUCACAUCACAUCCUCGACGUCUGGUCUGCAGGAGGCUAAAGCUUAUGAAGGGAAUGAUGCAGUGAUGGUUGGGGAUGGAGCUUAUCUCCCCAUCAAACAUGUUGGAUCCACCACCAUCUCCUUUGCUAAAGGUGUAUAUAAUUGAUUUAACCACUCAGAAAGUGGUGUCAAAGGGUCCUCGUAAGGAAGGACUCUAUGUGCUGCAGAACCAAGAAUUUGUAGCUUUUUAUUCCAACCGUCAAUGUGCAGCAUCCCUGGACAUUUGGCAUCAUCGUUUAGGACACUCAAAUUCAAGGAUUCUUCAGCAUCUUCAAGCCUGCAAGUAUAUUCAAGUCAAUAAGAGCAGAAUGACUUCCAUUUGUGAGCCUUGCCAGAUGGGAAAGAGCAAUAAAUUACAGUUUUUUUCUUACGAGUCUAGAGAAUUAAAACCUUUAGAGAGAGUCCAUUGUGAUCUUUAGGGACCAUCACCUAUUGUAUCAAAUCAAGGAUUCAAGUAUUAUGCAAUUUUUAUUGAUGAUU